CUCUCGGGCCGGUGUCUUGUAGGGGAGGGGUUGGGGGGGGGAAAGAAACACCUCCCUCUCUGCCUCCGUGUCUCUGGCUGAGAAACACCCGCGGACGUUUCCACUGAACGCCGCAGAGACAGCGCUGCCUCCCCGGGAACCUCUCGGGGGGAAAAGUGUUUUCACCUUUGGGCGAGUGCUGGUCCAUCCCCCGGGGGAUGGAGAAGUACGAGAAGAUGGGGAAGAUCGGGGAGGGCUCCUACGGCGUGGUCUUCAAGUGCAGAAACAAGGACACGGGGCAGAUAGUCGCCAUCAAGAGGUUCAUGGAGUCGGAGGACGAUCCCGUCAUCCGAAAGAUUGCGCUGAGGGAGAUCAGGAUGCUCAAGCAACUGAAACACGCCAACCUGGUAAACCUGAUCGAGGUUUUUCGACGUAAACGGAAGCUCCACCUGGUGUUCGAGUACUGUGAUCACACGGUCCUCAACGAGCUGGACCGGCAUCCCAGAGGUGUCCCCGAGCACCUUGUCCGAAGCAUAACCUGGCAGACGCUUCAAGCUGUCGACUUCUGUCACAAACAAAACUGCAUUCACCGAGACCUCAAGCCGGAGAAUAUUCUCAUCACCAAACACCAAGUCAUCAAACUCUGUGACUUUGGAUUUGCCAGGAUCCUCACCGGUCCAUGUGACUACUACACAGACUACGUGGCGACCCGUUGGUACCGGGCCCCUGAGCUGCUGGUGGGAGACACUCAGUACGGCCCUCCGGUGGACGUGUGGGCGAUCGGCUGUGUGUUCGCCGAGCUGAUGUCAGGCAUCCCCCUGUGGCCCGGGAAGUCCGACAUGGACCAGCUGCACCAGAUCAGAAAGACUCUCGGACAUCUGAUCCCUCGACAUCAGCAGGUUUUCAGCAACAACCAGUUCUUCAGCGGCGUUUCCAUCCCAGAGCCUCAGGAGAUGGAGCCCUUGGAGCAGAAAUAUCCGAACCUCUCACAUCAAGCUCUGAGUCUAAUGAAGGGCUGUCUGAGGAUGGACCCGUCUGAGCGGCUGACCUGCGAGCAGCUCCUCCGGCAUCCGUACUUCGACACCCUGCGAGAAAAAGGCCAGAGCACGUCUCGAGAGCAGGACCGCUCCGGCAGCAAGAGGACACGCUUACCUCGCAAACACCUUCCCCCUGGGUAUUUGCCGCAGCUGACCGGCAGCAGCAUCUUCCCAGCCCUGGACAAUAAGAAGUACUACAACAACCUGCGCAAGUUCAACUAUCACCUACCAAACAUCUAGACACGCUGAUCCCCAUUGAAAUUUAACCCUGAAAUCCAUUCAAGUUUCAGCGUUUUUCUGACAAAGCUCAGGAAAUGAAGCAAAUUCCGGUAGCACC
Messenger RNA from Xiphias gladius (swordfish), 1353 nucleotides. RefSeq names its product cyclin-dependent kinase-like 1 (CDC2-related kinase) (gene cdkl1). Gene Ontology annotation, cellular component: nucleus. The transcript is spliced from 10 exons. Gene Ontology annotation, molecular function: ATP binding; cyclin-dependent protein serine/threonine kinase activity. The record is from RefSeq and is a predicted model, not a curated record. NCBI's taxonomy places the organism in Eukaryota, Metazoa, Chordata, Actinopteri, Istiophoriformes, Xiphiidae. The coding region runs from base 198 to 1256 and encodes 352 amino acids. Gene Ontology annotation, biological process: protein phosphorylation.